UUUAAUUUUUUGUGUCCUUUUUUCCUCUGUUGGUGAUCGCAUUCCGUUUAAACAAAAAAUCCAUAAAAAGACAAAUUUAGUGUGCGUGUUCCAGUGAAUUCCGCGGUGUUCUUGUACUGUUUAAACGUGAAAUCAAAAUUUGGCCUAAUUGAUGUGCAUUGAAACUUGAAAAUGGAAGACGAAGAAUACAAAAAACUGCCGGCCGAAGAACGAAGUGUACACAAGCUAUGGAAAGCCAGGCUCAGUGCCUACGAAGAUCUAACAAAACUUUUUAGACAAAUCGACGAUGAGAAAUCUCCGGAAUUCGGAAAAUAUUUAGGUCUGGUGAAGAAAUUCGUCACUGAUAGUAAUGCUGUCAGUCAGGAGAAAGGGCUGGAAGCCACCCUGGCUUACGUUGAAAAUUAUGCACAUGCAGGAAAGACUGUGUCUGAAGUGAUGUCUGGGCUUGUUACCAAAUGCGUAGCUGCUCCUAGAACUAAAACCCGUGAACUUGCCGGCCAGGUGAUUUUGAUGUAUGUGGAAAUUGAGAAAUAUGAAUUGGUAACAGAAGAACUAUUGAAAGGCACAGAACAGAAAAAUCCCAAAAUCGUGUCUGCUUGCAUCCAAUCUUUGACUACAGCCCUACGCGAAUUCGGCAUCAAAAUCAUAAGCCCUAAACCGCUGAUUAAAAAAAUCGGCACUUUAUUUUCGGACAGAGACAAGACUGUGAGAGACGAAGCUCGUAAUAUGGUUAUUGAGUUACACAAAUGGAUGGGUCCUAGCUUAAGGAAUCAUUUGCAAAAUGCAAACUUACAACCGGUACAAAUGACAGAAUUAGAAACGGAAUUUGCGAAAAUUGAAGGUCAAAAAGCUGUCCCGACGAGAUAUAUUCGGUCGCAACAAGAAAAACAAGCGAAAUUGGCAGAGGCGGCUGUAGAAGACGGCAACGAUGAAGAAGAAGAGGCUGAUGUGGAUGAGCCCCCCCAAGAUAUUGAUCCUUACGAUCUUGUCGAUCCUGUUGACAUUUUGUCGAAACUACCAAAAGAUUUUCAUGAGAAGAUCGAAGCCAAAAAGUGGCAAGACAGAAAAGAAGCCCUGGACGCAGUGGAAACAUUAUUGAAAAAUCCCAAAUUAGAAAAUGGUGAUUAUGGCGAUCUUAUUCGAGCGCUCAAGAAAGUAAUUCAAAAAGACUCAAAUGUGGUGUGUGUAGCUUCAGCAGCCAGAUGUAUAACUGGCCUAGCUACUGGACUGAAAAAGCGGUUCCAGAAUUACGCUGGACAAUUGGUCUCACCACUUUUGGAAAAAUUCAAAGAAAAAAAACAAAAUGUUGUUACUGCUGUCAGGGAGGCCAUUGAUGCCACUUAUCUAACUACAAACUUAGAUGCUAUUCUUGAAGAUGUUUUGGAGGCUCUAAACAACAAAAAUCCCACGGUAAAAUCGGAAGUAUCAUUAUUUUUGGCCAGAGCAUUCACAAAGACCCAGCCGACGACAGUGAAUAAAAAAUUACUCAAAGCUCUCUCUACAGCUUUAAUUAAGAAUAAUAAUGAAUCAGAUAAAGGAGUGAGGGAAUCCUCAGCUGAGGCGUUGGGCACUCUAAUGAAACUAGUUGGAGAAAAAUCUAUAGCCCCUUUUUUGGUUGAUUUGGAAAAGGACAAACUAAAAAUGGAGAAGAUACGGGAGUUUUAUGACAAAGCUGUUUUAACUGUUAAAGUGGUAGCACCUAAAAAAACCAAAUCUGCUCCUGUUAAAGAACCUGCAGUUGCAAAACCAGUGAGAAAAGCUGCUGGAGGUAGCACAGCUGUUAAAAAGAAAACUCCAUCUGCUAGUACUGUUUCUUCAGGUUCUGCUACUGUUGUCAGAUCAAAAGGCGGCAAAGCAUCCACAAAAGCAGCUCCAAAAGUUGAAAAAGAACUGGACGAUCUCGAAGUCGAGGGUAUUAUUGAAAAUUUGUUACCUGGCAAUACUGUGUUGGAGUUGUCAAACCCCGUAUGGAAGACCAGAUUGGCUUCAGCCGAAGAAAUUUUAACUACGAUUCAAUCAAUGGAAGCUAAACUGAUUCCAACGCAGGCCCUAAUCAAGACGUUAAUGAAAAAACCUGGCCUUAAGGAUACAAAUUUCCAAGUAUUGAAAAUGAAGCUUGAAAUAGUCAAAUUUUUAGCAGAAAAUGGUACUUUCUCUACCACCACAGUUAACUGUUGUAUAAACGACAUUUCUGAAAAACUUGGCGAUGCUAAAAAUGGUGCUACCGUAGCGGAAACAUUAACAGCUAUGGCUGAAGCUACUAGUUUGGGUCACGUUUCUGCUGCUGCUUUAGAAGCGGCUUUCGGUCAGAAAAAUCCUAAAGUCCAACAAGAAGCUUUGAUUUGGUUAUCAGGAGCUGUAAAGGAAUUUGGAAUCAGUGGCAUAAACAUCAAAUCCCUAAUUGAAUACUGUAAAACGGGUCUCGGUUCCACUAACCCUGGAGUACGACAGGCGGCCAUAACAAUGUUUGGUAUUAUGUACCUCUUCAUGGGAGCUACUAUACAUGUAUUUUUGGAAAAUGAAAAAGCGGCUCUACGAGAUCAAAUUAAUGCGGAGUUUGACAAGUAUGAAGGAGAAGUAGCACCAGCACCAACCAGAGGUGCUGUAGCUAAAUCAGCCAGUUCUAACAGCUUAGACGCUAUUGAGGAUGAUGUUGAGCAACCAGAACCUAUAAACAUACAAGACUUGCUGCCAAGAGUAGAUAUCAGUGGUCAGAUAACUGAAGCUUUACUCAAUGAGAUGAGUGACAAAAAUUGGAAAGACAGAAUUGAGGCUUUAAACAAAAUCAGUGCCAUAGUCCAAGAUGCGAAAUUUAUCAUGCCAAACUUGGGAGACUUGCCGCAACCAUUAGCUGUAAGGCUAACGGAUAGUAAUGUUAAAAUUGCACAGACUGCCCUUAAUAUUUGCCAGUCUAUUGCUAAAGCUAUGGGACCUCCUUCAAAGCAGUUUAUAAGGACUUGGUUCCCAGGAUUUGUACAAAAUUUGGGUGACAGUAAGGCUUGGAUGAGAACUACCGCCUUAGAUACUAUCAAUGUUUUCGUGGAACAAUCUGGCUACAAGGAAUUUUUCGACGGUGAAAUGAUUGCUGAUGCUUUGAAAUCGGGCUCACCGAUUCUCAGGACAGAACUAUGGAACUGGUUGGCUGAAGCUUUGCCAAAAAUUCCAGCUAAAGGGGUUCCUAAGGAAGAAAUUAACGCUUGUGUCCAACAUUUGUAUACUAAUCUAGAGGAUAGGAAUGCCGAUGUAAGGAAAAAUGCUGGUGAAGCAGUCUUGGGAAUUAUGAUUCAUUUAGGGUAUGAAUCUAUGCUAAAACAAACUGAAAAAGUCAAACCCAGUUCCAAAACAGUAGUCACAGCCGCUUUGGAGAAAGCCAGGCCAAAUUUACCAGUGAAACCUUUGCCCAAAAAAGCAUCGGCAACGGAGGAGAAAACUGUGAAAGGAACAAAACCAGUGGCCAAUAAACAAAAUGCGGUUAAACCAAAAGCGAAUAGUGCAGGAGCGAAACCUGCAGCGACAGCAGCGAGCAGAAAAAAGGAUGAAGAUGUAGAUACUUCACCGUUAUUGGUAGUCAACAAUCUCAAACACCAAAGAACCAUAGACGAAUCAAAGUUAAAAGUUUUAAGAUGGAAUUUCACCUCGCCUCGGGAAGAAUUUGUGGAUUUAUUAAAAGACCAAAUGACUGCUGCUAAUAUAAAUAGAAUGCUUAUGGCCAAUAUGUUCCAUUCAGAUUUUCGAUAUCAUAUUAGAGCAAUUGAAUCUCUAAUGGAAGACUUACCAGAUCACAGUGAGGCCCUAAUUUCCAACUUGGAUUUGAUCUUAAAAUGGCUUACAUUGAGAUUCUUUGAUACCAAUCCUUCAGUUUUAAUUAAAGGGCUUGAGUAUUUGCAUUGUGUUUUCAAUAUGUUGAUUGAAAAACAGUAUCGCAUGCUGGAAAGUGAAGGCUCAUGCUUCAUACCUUAUUUAGUGCUAAAAAUUGGUGAUCAAAAAGAUUCAGUCAGAAGUGGUGUUAGAGCACUGCUAAAACAAAUCAGCGGUGUUUUCCCAGUGAGUCGCCUUUCUGUUUACAUAAUGGAAGGUGUCAAAACGAAAAACUCUCGUCAAAGAGCCGAAUGUCUUGAAGUUAUGGGCUGUAUGAUUGAAGAUUACGGCAUAACUGUUUGUCAACCCUCACCAACGGCUUGUCUUAAAGAAGUAGCCAAGCAAAUAUCGGACAGGGAUAAUUCUGUGAGAAAUGCUGCUCUAAAUUGUGUGGUGAAUGCCUAUAAUAUUGUUGGGGAAAAAGUUUAUAAAAUGGUUGGAAACAUAUCAGACAAAGACAUGUCCCUAUUGGAGGAACGUAUUAAACGAUCAACUAGAAAGACUAUUGCUCCUAAAAUUUCAAUGGCUAAUGUAACUGUAGCAGAAGUACCACCAUUUUCUAGAAAUGGAGUGGCUACCAAUGAGACCAUUGUUGUUAGGCAACAGCAACCUGAAGAAGAACCGGACAUGGACGAGGAUGAAGCGAUGGCUGUACCAGUACCAACGUUGCCUCCAGCUGUAGCUCCGGAGCCACCUAGACAGGAAGUGCAGGGGCCUUUCAAAUUGGAGGCCGAAUUCAUGAACGAUCUCGACAAAAUUACUCCAACUUUUAAAAAGUUACCUUUGGAAAAAAUUGACUUGGAAUUUUUGAAGGAAGAAGUUAAAAUGCCUUCGUUUUUCGAUAAUAAAGCCAAAAUCAUGCCAUUAUCGCCUCCAAAACCAAUCAUUGCGAACAGGUACAACGUCCAUCAAGGUUUGACCACUACAGAUCCAGAUAUCCAGAAGACCAUUAAACUAAUUGGUUCACGAAAUCCUGCAAAUGCUUUACAAGGUUUAACACAAUUUAAUGAACUCAUGAACAGCCCCGUCAAAAUUCAAGCUUUCCAAGAGUAUGAAGCGGAAUUUUUCGAAGCGUUACUUUCGCUGUUUGAUUACCUUCACACCUUGGACCCUGUCAGCAAUUCGGCAGUUGCUAGAAUUUAUCGGGAUUUGUUUAUGAGUAUAGAUAUGUUUUACCAAAAGUCUCAGCUAGGCAAAGCUGUACCCACUGGCCUGUUGAAGCGAUUGUUAAAUCAUCUAAUUAUUUUGUUGGUGGAAGAGAACUUGGAAAAGAGCGGAGAAUAUUUCACCAGAGUGAUAAACUUGAAUUGCGUUAAGAUUAUCGAACAAUCAGACCAUACUGCUCUUUUGUGUGCAUUAGUUAAACUGCUCACCGAGUGCAUAACAAAUGAAAACUGCUCCCAAAGACAAGUUGAUCUAGUUAUGAAAUGUCUUUGGAAAGUGAUCAAGCUACUGCCAAAUUGGGGUGACAAUAUUGACUACGAACUAGUUUUGUUAGAAGUGCACGAGUUUUUGAACAGAUUUCCACCAAAGUGGUGGACGAAUUCAGCACGCGGCGAUAUGCCUUUGAGGACCAUCAAAACCAUAUUACAUUCGACGGUUAAAAUAAAAGGUGCCGCCUCUGUACAGCUUUUAAGUAAGAUACCUAAUCUUGCCGAAUCUGAAAUUGAGUCGUAUAUUUUACGAUUAUUAAAGAGUCUUAAAAUUGCCCAAACCCAGGACGUCCCUCUACAAUCUCAAAGAAGUAACUCGUCUGUUCCUUCUUCAUUUUCUCGAGCAAACCAUAACAUGUUGACGGAAAUAUUCCAAAAAAUUGGCAGCAAAGAGGAUACUAAAGAAGGCCUGAAUUUACUGUUCAAUUUCUUGCAACAGCACCCCGAGUCUGACAUUGAGCCGUUCUUAGGUAAAUCGAGUAAAUUUUUCCAAGACUAUAUCAGGAGCGGCCUGAAGGAAAUCGAAUUGGAAAGGAAAUUCGCGACAAAUUGCGAUAUAGUUUCAAACAACAAUAGUGACGAUGUGGAUCCAAAUCCAGAAGCAACUCCUGAAUACUAUGAAGAAAGGCUGAUAAAAUGGCGCCAUAUUUGGAAUGAAUUAAUGUCAGGCCGGAAGGUGGAUCAUGCCUUAUGGCCCUUACCGCCUGCCCAGUAAUUUAACCUUUCUGCUGGACAGUGAUAUUUAUUCCAUGACUUAAUUCGAAACUAUUUAUUGAAUGUUAUGGUCCUAUCGUGGGACUACUAUUAGGAAACCCUAGCGUCCAAAUUUAGGUUUUAGUCUUGAAAUAGCCUGUGCAUGCAUAAUUUAGGAUUUUCAAUGCUAACUACACUUAUUAACGAAUUUAUUGUAGUUAAACUAAAUUCCUGAUUCCUUGGAGUUAUUCAUAAAUUGCACUUCUUAACUCUGUUUUGGUUUCAAUUAGUAUUAUUUUAUUUUGUAUUUAUAUAAACUGUGUUAUAUUAUGUUUUUUGUAGUACUUGUUACAAUGAUUUUUUUAUGGGUUUUAGCCAUAAUGUUUUUUUUUUCCUAGAAUUUAGUUAUUUUGUACCAACAUAUGGAAAUAUACCCAACUUACUGAAUCAUCAUUUUGGUGUCUUAUUUCAUUUUCUACCCCAAUUUGUUUAGAUGGUAAGUGCCAAGUGGUGUGUUACUUAAAAUCAUUAAAAUUUAUACAUUUACUUUUUAUUAUAUUUUUAAGUACAUUUCUCUUAAAUUAAAAUCUAAGAGGUUCAUAAUAUGAAACUGAGCAAGAUUGCAACAGAGAACCAAUCUAUCUUUAAAUAAUUGAGGUAUUGAGGCCCUCCUACAAUGAACUGUUGAUAUAACUGAGAAACACACAAUAAUUUAUUAGUGAUUCAACUCGAUAUGAAAUAAUUAUGUUAAAGUACAAUGCCUAUUUUAGACAAAACAAAUCUUAAAUCUACUGACCAACAAAAAUUCAGUCGUUAAUGUUAUUUUUCGUUGAAAAAAUUUAUCACAGGGAAACGUUUCAAGUGACCACACAGACACUAAUUCAAACUUUUUUCUCAGCCUUAACUUUUUCUUCUGCCUCGUUCUGUUCCAUUUCCGGUUCACCGUCCAAAAAUUUGUUAACCCUUUGCUGAUAUUCCGCAUUGCUUUCUUGUUUCGGUAAGUCUUUAUUUUCCUUCUUUGGUAGGUACUUGGCCAUUUUUCCAAUUGCAAAGUUAUUCAAAACUUCUAUCGGUAUGUUGCUGAUGUUGUUUUGACAUCCUUUCCUGAUAGUGCUGACUUGAACCCUUCCCUUCUUCACCAUAUCGUCCGGAUAUGAAUUUCUCAUGCCUUUGUAAGAUAUUUUUGUAGCCAAAAAUGCCCAUAUGGUACUUAUCAGUGAUAGCAUUAUAAUAUUUAUAGCAAGAGGUAAUGAGAUUGGUGAUAAGUCUUGGACACCUUUUUCAUAUUCUUCGUAACUAUCGAAUUUUAUGUUGCAGCUUGUCGCAACUGAUACGAUCAACGAAAGAAAAGAUGUUAGUGUAGAAAAGCUGCAUGAUAAAAAAAAGAAGGUGAUGUUGUGAUCAAUAUACCAACGUUUCCAAGCAAAAAGCCCUGUUGUGAAGGCCAAAAGAUUUCCAAAAGCCAUCAUAAAACAUCCUGCGGCUAUUGAAGCUGGAAUAUUUAUGUAAUAAUAAAGAUAAGUUUGAUCAGUGUAUUGCAUGUCUCUUUCCAAUUUUUCACUAAGCCUUCUAUAAGCUACUUCGUCAAUGUUGAUUUCAGCUAACACUGACAUUUUAUGUAGAAUUAGGCCUCCCAUCAAAACCGAACAUAAACUGAACUGAAGAAGCAGAGCACUGAGUCCAAGGACAAUGGAAGCAGAGUACCUUCUUUCUGAUGGGUACUGGUUGGACAAAUCUGGCUGAGAUUUAGUUUUGAUUUUGAAUACUCGUUCCAUUUUGAUGUUUGUUUGGUUGAGGUAAGUUACAUGAUCUGAAAUA
Messenger RNA from Ceutorhynchus assimilis (cabbage seed weevil), 7802 nucleotides. The record is from the annotation of a GenBank genome assembly. Lineage: Eukaryota; Metazoa; Arthropoda; Insecta; Coleoptera; Curculionidae.